AUGACAGAAAAGGAAACUGUCGUCGAUCAAGAUUGGCAUGCAAAAUCCAUCGACCAAGUGGUGGAUCAUUUCCAAACUUCACUGGAAAAUGGUCUUUCAACAAAUGAAAUCACAUCAAGGCACAUUACAUACGGCUUCAAUGAACUAUCCGCUGAUGGAGGUCCUACAUGGCUUAAAGUCUUGAUUGGACAAUUAUUAGAUGUGAUGAAUUGGAUCUUUAUUGCUCUGGCCAUUGCUUCUUAUUGUCUAGCUGAUUACAUUACUGGAUCACUGUUGAUGUUUAUCGCAUUGCUCAACCUGUAUCUCGGCUUCUCUCAAGAAUAUGCUGCUGAACAAACAUUAGCUGCUCUUCGUAAUCUCUCAUCUCCCAUGGCUGAUGUCAUUCGUGAUGGUAAUGAGCAAUCAAUUCCUAGUCGGGAGAUCGUGCCUGGUGAUAUUUUGCUCGUAAAGGAAGGUGACUCGGUCGGUGCUGAUGCAAGAUUAGUCUAUGUGUCAAAUCUCGAAGCCGAUGAGGCAUUGUUGACUGGUGAAUCUGUGCCUGUUGCUAAACAAUUGGUCGUUCUCGAGAGGCCUGAUGAGCCAUUAGGUGAUCGUAUCAACAUGCUUUACUCUUCCACCAUCAUUUCCAAAGGCAGAGGCAAAGCCAUUGUCACUUCCACCGGCAUGCAUACUGAGAUUGGUAAAGUCGCUUCCAAGCUGAACGAUGCUAGUGACUCUGAUCGCACUCGUCUGCAAAAGAGUUUGGAUAAAAUGUACUUUAUUUUGCUGGUUGCUUCUGUUAUUUGCGUCAUUAUUGUGUUGGCCUCUGUCAAGUUCCAAGCUGAUUAUGACACUGGCAUGUACGCCAUGACAGCUGCGCUCUCUGUUCUUCCUGCUGGUCUCACAACAGUAAUGACAGUGACAUUGGUCUUGGGUGGCAAAGAGAUGACUCGUCAAAAGGCCAUUGUCCGCAAACUCAAGUGUCUGGAAACACUGGGCUCUGUCACCAACAUUUUCUCUGAUAAAACCGGUACCUUGACCAUGGCCAAGAUGGUGGUGGUUCGUUUCUGGACUCCUGUUCAUGGCUUCUUUUACGUUACUCCCAACGGCCUUGCUCCCAAGGGUGAUGUCUAUUGCACACACGACAAGUUGACUGAUAAGAUCAGCGAUGAUGUGGACGCUGAGCUCAUUGACAAGACCAAUCUUUCUCCUGAUUUAACUCAUUUAGUGCAUUGUGCUGCUCUCUGUAACAUGUCUAGUAUCUACCAGCGUGACGAGAAGGACGUGGCGAUUGACGAUGAGAAGAAGGUCCCUGAAAUGGAUAACGAAGCCACUGAAUCAGACGAUUGGAUUGCUAGCGGUGCUCCUACUGAAGUGGCUCUUCAAGUGUUUGCUCACAAGUUUGGUAUGGGCAAACCUGAUCUGGAGAACAGUGGCUGGGAGUUGCUUGCCGAAUACCAAUUUGACUCUACCAUAAAGCGUAUGACCACUAUCUGUUUGGACAAGAACACUGGCUUGAUCUAUGCCUUUACUAAGGGUGCUGCUGAACGUGUGAUUCAACUCUGUAGCAACAUGUCUACUGAGGCUGAUCGUGCACCUGUGUUGGACAACGUCAAUGUGUUGGCUGCCAAAGGUCUUCGUGUGAUGGCCAUGUCUUACCGCAAACUGGAUUUGCCCUCCGAUGUCACUGCUGAAGAGUUGCAACAAGGUUCUCGUGAUGAUAUUGAACGUGAUUUGACCUUCUUGGCCAUCUGUGGUAUUUAUGAUCCCCCUAGAAAGGAAUCUAGACAAGCUGUGCGCGAAGCUCAUCGUGCUGGUAUCUCUGUCCACAUGCUGACUGGUGAUCAUGAAAUUACUGCUACUGCUAUUGCCAAGGAAAUCGACAUUCUCAGCAAGAGCCUUUCUGACGAUGAUCUCAAGCGUCUUGUCAUGACAGGUACUGCCUUUGAUGCCAUGUCAGAUGAAGCUAUUGAUGCUCUCACUGAUUUGCCUCUGGUCGUUGCUCGUUGCUCUCCUGAAACCAAGGUCAAAAUGAUUCAAGCCUCUGCUCGUCGCAACAACAUUGCUGCCAUGACAGGUGAUGGUGUCAAUGACUCUCCCUCGCUUCGUAUUGCUGACGUUGGUAUCUCUAUGGGUAAAAAUGGCAGUGAUGUCGCUAAGCAAGCUUCUGAUAUCAUCUUGACCGACGACAACUUUGCUACCAUCAUCCGUGCUAUUGCUGAAGGCCGUCGCAUCUAUCAAAACAUGCAGCGUUUCCUCUUGUACUACUGGAUCUUGUUGUUCGGUUUGGCUAUCGUCGUUCUGGUCUGUCUGGCUAUUCGUGACCCUGCUGGUCGCAGUGCUGCUCCCAUGUCUACUCUUCAAAUGAUCUACAUCUACAUUGCCAUUACGCCUCCUGCUGGCUCGCUGAGUACCCAACCUGCCUCAAAGACUGUCAUGAAGGAGCCUCCUCGUCCUCCUACUGAAAGCAUCUUUAACCGUGAAAUUAUUAUGGAUACCGUUGCUUACUCACUCGGUGUUACUAUUGUCUGUUUGGUUGCUUUCCUGGUCCCUCUUUACACCAUUGGUGAUGGCGUAGGUGGUGUGAACUGUGAUUCAGACUAUGUUGCUGGUGCUUGUGAUUCCUUCUAUAGAGGUCGUGCUUCUCUCUUGGUCUCAUUCACCCUCGCUUCUUUGGUUAUAAUGGUCCACUGCAGAUCUUACCGUAACAUUGAAUGGAAUGUUGCAGGUAUCCGUGAAACUCUUCGCUCCAAAACUUUUGUUGGUACCUUUAUCUAUGACAUUGUUACCUUGGUUCUCUUCAUCUAUAUUCCUGCUGUUGCCAUUCAAGGUUUCAGAAUGACGGCUAUUACUUGGGAGUGGGGUUUGGACAUGGGUCUUGUACUCUUUAUCAUUCUUUAUGGUGAGAUCUUCAAGUGGGGCAAGCGUACCUUCUUGAAGCCUAUGGAUUCUGGUGCAGUUGAUUUUGAUGAUGAAGACGGUGAUAAUAACACUAUCAAGAACAGCUAA
Messenger RNA from Mucor velutinosus, 2988 nucleotides. It is a transcript of the gene SMD2, whose product is annotated as mRNA splicing protein. Gene Ontology annotation, cellular component: plasma membrane. The record is from RefSeq and is a predicted model, not a curated record. The transcript has 2 exons. Gene Ontology annotation, molecular function: ATP hydrolysis activity; ATP binding; P-type potassium transmembrane transporter activity. Lineage: Eukaryota; Fungi; Mucoromycota; Mucoromycetes; Mucorales; Mucoraceae. Bases 1 to 2988 code for a protein of 995 amino acids. Gene Ontology annotation, biological process: potassium ion transport; monoatomic ion transmembrane transport; sodium ion transport.